AUUAUGCCCAAAUGUCCACUGCUGCUGGACACAUUUAAACCAUUUAUCUGACUCAGACCAAGUCAGAUUUUCGAAGAAUCCAAAGAUGAUGAAGCAAAUGGUCAGACAUUCGAGCAAGUUCCUAGUCAGACAGCUGCGACCAUUUAAAAAGAGGGAAGAGUAUAGCUUUUGAGUUUCGACCAAAAGUUUACGAGAAUGGGUUGCAAUUCUGAUUGCGCGCAGCUCUGCAGACUCAUCAGCGACUCUCUCCUUCCUCACACGGUCAGUGUAACGAAAGAAAAGGAGAAGAAUCUUAUGAUCAUUCUCUCUCAGGUUUCAAAAGAAAUUCGUAGCUGGGAGAAUCUCCACAAUUGCAAUCCAGACGGUGAGGAUCAUGGUCAUAAUUGCUUAGCUAACAUCGUUUCUGUGUUGGUAAAACUAUUGACGGUUGAGAGUCAAUUUGUUCGACAAACAACGAGUAAUCUUCUGGUGCUCAUAUCCGACCUCCUCACUACAUCGGUUGAGAAAUGGGGUCGAUUUCUUCAAUAUUUGUGUGUAUGCUUGAAACAAGGGAUUUCUACUAUUAAGUCAAACAAAUUAUUGGCUCCAACAGUUGAAGACAAUGAAUUAGAUGGUUAUACAAUUACUUUGUCUUUGACUGGACAAGGAGGAGCAUCCAGAAAUGGAAAUUGGUUAACAGUGGCUUGUGUAAUUCAAGUAUUACGUAGUAUCUUGAAAUGUCUAAAUCAAGAUGAUGACGAUGAACUUAUGGAGAUGUAUGUCCAUGCUGUUAGCUGUUGUCUUAUGGAUAUUUCAUGGGAUUUUCUGAACGAUUUUAAGAUUAGUGAAGCACAAAGGAUAUCUACGUCGAAUGCCGUUGGCCAUGGAAAAGUUUGUUCUCAGAAAUCUAGGUUCCUAUUUCUGGGCGCCCUGCUUCAACUUUUAUGCUCCUUAUCUCAGCAAAGCAGUUUCGUGGAAGAUGGUGGUGGUUCCUUGGAUAAGCACCGCUUUCUUAAUUACAUAGCCAUAUUGGUUCCCACGCUUUUGGACUCGUGUUACUACAAGGAAGGAGAUUAUAACUAUAUGUUUGGUUCUCAGUACUUGAGACACAAGAUACUGAUGCUAAUGGUCAGACUAAGUUCACUAAUCCAAUGGGAGUGCUCCACUCUUAUUAUGUGGUUGCAAUUGCUUCGAGAAUACUGCGGUGAUCUUCUUCACCAAUCCAUUUCUGGCCGUCAGAUAGGCCAGAGUGAUAGUCUCGAAGGUUCUCCAUUUCAGACUGAUGUUGUGUGUGGAAAAGUGCAUAAGAUAUGUACGCCACAUUUACAAAGACAAGCCAUUUUUCUUUUCCUGAGAUGCUCUUUCAAUUUGAUCAGCCUUAGUAAAGAAACUGAUGUGAAAUGCUCAUGUCCAUCGUCAAAUUUUUGUUUGACCCAUGAGAUGCAAUAUGCGCAGAAGUGUUGCAAUAAGAAGAAAGGUUGGUCAGCACUUUCUGAGUGGCUACAGAGGCAUGUAUCUACGGAGAUAAUUAUGGAUGGUGGAAUAUACUUGGAUAAGUGUAGGACCUUUGCUUUAUCCUUCUUGCGGCUAUUUAUUGAUGAGGAUGACUUUCUGUUCGAAGUUCUCUUGCAGUUAUGGAGUAUACCUUUCCCCGACAUGCGAGUGGUGCACAUUGGAAAAGGCAAGGCCUCGUCAGAAAUAGAGGAGGAGAUCCUCUAUCAUCUUUCAAACAUACUAAACCCUGUACAACUUUUCCAUCUAUUCCUCUCAGAGUUACAAUAUGAUCACCAAGUGCUUCUCGAUUACCUCAUUUCGAAAGACACGGGAGUUAAUUGUGUAAAGUAUCUCUUACGGUGCUUGCGUACAGUUAGCAACUCAUGGCAAGCAUUUGUGGAGUAUCCAUUUCAUUGUGUUGAAACAAGUCAGUCUACCACCAAGAAAUGUAAGGUUCACAAGGAAGGUGCAUAUUCUUGUGGGAAAAUUGGAACCCCAUCAUUGUCAAUAGAAGCGAGGAAGGAUAUUGAGCACUGUAGAAGAAACCAAAAUUUUGUCAAUAGGGAUGAUAAUCAAAUGAGAGUAACUGUUUAUAAUGACGCCAAAGAGUGUUUGCUUUCUCUCGAAAGAUCCAUCAGAAGUCUUCAUGAGAAGAAUUUGUUUCCAUAUAAUCCUGCUCCACUUCUUAGAAGUUUCAAAAGAUUUCAGGAACUCUGCCACCACGAAGAGGAAUCUAACCGUAAAAGGAGGUCUCUGAUCAAAGUGAUGGCCUAAGCUCAAAACGAUAAACCACAACAACUUGGCUGGUCUCCACUCAACGUUGUUAGGAAGAUUAAUUUACUCUCCACUCGCCUGGAUGAUUUUACAUGGUGUUUUCGUUCUACAUAUAUAACGAAAACCCAGCCGACUACAAUAGAUUUCAGUUUUGAAGUAUGUUAGCUUGAAAAUAAAACCCAGAUGAUUCUAGUUAUUCAAUUUGUAUAAUCAAGUACCAGAAUAGACAAGGUGUUCUUAAAUACAGUUGCCGAUUUUUGUCAAA
Molecule: messenger RNA, 2512 nt
Organism: Papaver somniferum (opium poppy)
Lineage: Eukaryota; Viridiplantae; Streptophyta; Magnoliopsida; Ranunculales; Papaveraceae
Exons: 10
Coding region: 196-2247 (683 amino acids)
Source: RefSeq, a predicted model, not a curated record